Seminavis robusta is the source of this 735-nucleotide messenger RNA. NCBI's taxonomy places the organism in Eukaryota, Bacillariophyta, Bacillariophyceae, Naviculales, Naviculaceae. The record is from the annotation of a GenBank genome assembly.
AUGGACCGCGAUAGUCUGGUAUACAAGGCCAAGUUGGCCGAACAAGCCGAGCGCUUUGAUGAGAUGGUCGCUGACAUGAAGGAGGUUGCCAAGCAACCUCAAGAACUGACUGUUGAAGAGCGUAACCUUCUGUCCGUCGCCUACAAGAAUGUGAUUGGAUCUCGUCGUGCCUCGUGGCGUGUGGUGACCUCCAUUGAGCAAAAGGGAGACCCCGAGAAGAUGACCAUCAUCAAGGACUACAAGGCCAAGAUCGAGACGGAGCUUGUGGAUAUCUGUAACGACAUUUUGGGCAUUAUCGAGGAAUCGCUCAUUCCCAACUCGUCGUCCGAAGAAGCCAAGGUCUUUUACUACAAAAUGAAGGGUGACUACCAUCGUUAUCUUUCCGAGUUCCAAUCCGGCGACACCCGCAAGGACAGUGCUGGAGCGGCCUUGGAUGCCUACCAGGCGGCCAGUGGCAUUGCCUCGUCCGACUUGCCACCCACUCAUCCCAUUCGUCUUGGACUGGCACUCAACUUCUCCGUCUUUUACUACGAAAUCCUCAACAGUCCCGACAAAGCAUGUCAAAUCGCCAAGCAAGCCUUUGAUGACGCCAUUGCUGAAUUGGACACUCUCAAUGAAGAAAGCUACAAGGAUUCCACACUCAUUAUGCAGUUGUUGCGUGAUAACUUGACUCUCUGGACCAGCGACACAGCAGAUGAAGGGGAUGGGGCAGAACCAGAAGAAAAGGGAGAAUAA